Molecule: messenger RNA, 2142 nt
Organism: Nerophis lumbriciformis (worm pipefish)
Lineage: Eukaryota; Metazoa; Chordata; Actinopteri; Syngnathiformes; Syngnathidae
Source: RefSeq, a predicted model, not a curated record
AUGUCUCCCGCUUUGGCCAGGUCAGCUCCCAGCGAGCUUAACCACUGGUGGAGUCAGCUGAAAUUUCGCUUUCAGCACAAGAAAGGAUGGAAUGAAAUGCUGGAUGAGACUUUUCUGCAGCAUACUAAGUGUACCAAUGACAUUCCUCUAUUCUACGCGGCGAAAAACAACAGCACGGGCUGCAUCAAAAAGUUGCUCGGCUGCUCCUCCACCAACAUCUUUGAGAGAGGCGCUCUUGGUGAGACAGCACUCCACGUGGCCGCCAUGAAUGACAACCUGGACGCCGCCGUGGCCUUGAUGGACGGCGCCCCAGAACUCAUCAACGAGCCCAUGACCACUGACCUUUUCCAAGGUGUUACUCCUCUCCAUAUUGCUGUGGUGAAUCAGAACUUCUACUUGGCACAUCAUCUGGUUAGUCGCGGGGCAGAUGUAUCCACGCCCAGAGUCACUGGCCUCUACUUUCGAAAGCGAAUUGGAGGACUUAUAUAUUAUGGCGAACACAUUCUUUCUUUUGCUGCAUGUGCUGGCAACGAAGACAUCAUUUCUUUGAUCAUUAACUCCGGGGCCAGCACCAGAGUCCAAGACUAUCGUGGUAACACGGUACUUCAUGUUUUGGUGCUGCAACCCAACAAGACGAUUGCGUGCCAGGCUAUGGACCUCAUAAUGGCCCGCGAUGCAGAGCUUGACCAGUCGGUACCGCUGGACAUGGUUCCCAACUCCAGAGGCCUGACGCCUUUUAAACUGGCAGCUAAAGAGGGCAACACAGUGGCUUUUCAGCACCUGGUUAACAAAAGGCGUUUAGUCCAGUUGAGUCUUGGACCAUUGACUUCGCACCUCUACGAUCUGAGCGAGAUUGAUUCAUGGGCUGACAACAUGUCGGUGCUGGAGCUCAUCGUGGGAAGCCCACAGAAAGAGGCCAGAAGAAUACUUGAAGUGACCCCUGUGAGGCAGCUGGUGAGCCUCAAGUGGAACCUGUAUGGAAAACAUUACUUCAGACUCCUCAUGGUUUUUUAUCUGCUCUACAUUGGAAUGUUCACACUAUGCUGCACAUAUCGCCCCUUAAAGGACAUUCCGGAGAACUACACAUCAUCAGAUAUGGACAAAACUAUCAGAGUCCAGAAAACACUGCGGGAAAGUUAUGUGACACAUGAGGACAAGUUGCGUCUGGUAGGAGAGAUCCUCAGCGUCCUCGGAGCUUUGGUCAUCUUGUUGCUGGAGAUCCCUGACAUCCUGAGGGUGGGAGCAAAACGCUACUUUGGUCAAACGGCGAUGGGUGGCCCUUUCCAUUUCAUCCUUGUGAGCUACGCAUGCCUGGUGGUGCUGCUUUGCAUAUUCCGAGCCUGCGGCGUGCAGGGCGAGGCCGAGGUCAUGGCUGUGUGUUUAGUGCUGGGAUGGACCAACGUCACGUUCUUUGCCCGUGGCUUUGAAAUGCUCGGCCCGUACGUCAUUAUGAUCCAGAAGAUUAUAUUUGGGGACCUGACAAAGUUUAUGUGGCUGAGCGUCAUUGUACUUCUUGGUUUUUCAACUUCCCUAUGGAUGGUGUACAUGACUCAGGAUCCAGAGUCCCUCCCAGCGUACCGCUCCUUUCCCAUCACGCUUUUCUCCCAGUUCGAGCUCAGCGUAGGCCUCAUUGACCUGCCGGUGGACCACACCUUCACCACGCCCCCUAUUGUCCAUGUGCUGCACUGCGCCUUCUCUGUGGUGUCUUACAUACUUUUGCUCAACUUGCUGAUCGCCAUGAUGAGCGACACCCACUGGCGGGUGGCUCAGGAGCGAGACGAGCUCUGGAGGACUCAGGUGGUGGCAACAACGCUGAUGCUAGAGAGGAGGCUGCCACGCUGCCUUUGGCCUCGACUCGGAGUGUGCGGGCUGAGCUAUGGCCUGACCGAGCGCUGGUAUCUUCGAGUGGAAGACAGGAACGACCCCAUGAUGCAGAAGAUGCGCCGAUAUGUUAAAAUGCUCACCAAUGAAGACGAAAAAGAGGGAUCGGAAAAGCCUGAUGUGAACACAAAGGUUCGACCAAGAAAUAGGAGAUCCAUGGGAGGCUGGAAGAUGAUUCGUGAAAGUGCUUUGGGCGCAAAUGUGGAGGUGGAGAUGGAUGAGCCCGAGCCUGAGGAGGAGGGAGACAUUCACUUUGUCUAA